Messenger RNA from Ailuropoda melanoleuca (giant panda), 4070 nucleotides. It is a transcript of the gene TEPSIN, whose product is annotated as TEPSIN adaptor related protein complex 4 accessory protein. Bases 1464 to 2951 code for a protein of 495 amino acids. The transcript has 12 exons. NCBI's taxonomy places the organism in Eukaryota, Metazoa, Chordata, Mammalia, Carnivora, Ursidae. The record is from RefSeq and is a predicted model, not a curated record. Gene Ontology annotation, cellular component: trans-Golgi network membrane.
GGAUGAUGAUGUCCCGUGUCCGGGCUACUUGUUUGAGGAGAUAGCCAGUAUCCUUCUUCGUCAGCCACAUGCAGGGCCCUGGAGCAGCUUCUCCUGUCCGGAGGAGGUCCACAGCUCCUUUACUGUAGAGACCAAGCACGGCCAGGCCCUAGUGUGACUUGGGGUCAGCUCGCUCGUUCCCUAACCCAAGCACCUACCAGAAAUCUCCCACGAGUCCCUGGGCAGCAGUCAGUGCCUCCUGGAGUACCUUCUGAACCGUCUGCACAGUGGCUCUGGCCGAGUGAAGCUCAAGGUGCUGAAGAUCCUGUUCCACCUGUGUGGUCACGGCUCCCCGUCUUCCCUGCUCAUCCUCAAACGCAACCCCGCCUUCAUCCAGGAAGCUGCAGGUACCGGGCACGGGGGAGAGGGCAGCCAGGGUCCCUCGGCCGACCACCAGAGGCGCCCCCCCACAGCUCCGGUCUUCUCCCCAGCACCCCAUACUCCAGCCACCACCUUCUCUGACCUGCGCCUUCCUCUUCUGGCCCUCGCUGCACCUGCCGCAUGGGGCAGGGGGGCUUGUUUCUGCCUGUGUGUCCUGCCGGGCCUGGGCGGCCGAGACCUGUCCUGCCUGUUCUAGCACCUGGCAUACCAGAGGCUCUCUGCAGGCCUCUGUGCCGUCUCCCAUGUCACAGGCUCUGUCUCCUUCCCAGGCUGCUCCUCGGCCCCGAGACAGGGGGCACUAUGAGCUCCUGCUCCAGAAGGUCUAUGGGAGGCCAUCAGGAGGGUGGGGCUCUGGCCUGUCGUGGUCUAACUCCAUGUUUCACCCCCACCUGCACUCAGGCCGGGGGCUGUCAUACAUCUUUCUCCCUGACUAGGACUUGGGGGGACGUGGCCUGAGACCUUCUUCUCAGGUAAAGCAGGAGUUCUGGCCGCAGGUGGUCUCGGGGGCACAGCACCCACGGACCCCACCACACGCCCUGAAUGAAUCUUUGGAAGGGCUUGGCCUUCAGGCAAGAACUGUGCCCACUGAGCUGUCCCUGAGAAGGGAGCACCGGGGGGGGACCGAGUGGCUCUUGGCCACUUGGUGCUCACCGGGGACCCUCCACAGUUACGCAGCACAUCCCACCCGCCAGGUGCUGGGAUACCCCCCACACCCCGAGACCACUGUUGGCCCUUCACGGAGGGCAGGGCUGAGUGAGGGUAGGCGCUCAGGGCCCGGGAGAGCAUCACCGCACAAAACCCAGACGCUACCCCAGGUGUCUGCCGGGGCUUGUGUUUGCCUCAGUGGGCUCCCCAAAACUUGUGCACGGAAACAGCAUGCUCGUUGAUCUUCGCCGGCCAGCGGGUCUCGGCGGGGCCAGCUGCAGCCCGUGCGAGUCAUCGCGUCUGUCCCCGCUCCUGGAGCGUGGGUGGAGCGGCACAGGACGCGGCAGACAGCGGUUCUUUGUCGGCACCAAAGCCUCUCUCACCAUAGGGCGACUACCAUGUUCUCAGGGCCCCCGGAUCCUCUCCACGGAAACAGCUUGUACCAGAAGGUGCGGGCGGCCGCCCAGCACUUGGGGAGCGCCCUGUUCUCUGACAGCUUGUCGCCUCCACCUCCCUCCCAGCCGCCCAGGGCCUUGCCUCCCGCAGGCAUGGGCUCGCGUUCCAGACCCCAGAGUGCUCUCCAGGGCUUCGGCUACAGCAAGGAACGGGGCCACGCGGGCUCUGCGGGCGAAGCCUUCCUCUCCACCAUCCAGAAGGCUGCAGAGGUGGUGGCCAACGCUGUGCGCCCCGGACCCGAGAGCCCUGGCACCCAGAGGUCUCUCCCACGGGGCGAUGCCUACCAGCCUGCCAUGACGCCUUCAACCAGCCGUGGUGGCCUGGUUGUUGGGAAGCCACUGUCUGGAGCCCUCCCGGGUGCCCGAGGAAGUGUCCUGAGACCCCAGCCUGGGCAGGCUGGAGGGGGCUGGGACGAGACAGACAGCAGCUCCAGCUCCCAGACUUCCUCCCAGGAGAAUGGUGACCCGAGCAAGGCCUCGGACUCGGGCAGUCGGUCGGGCAGUGACAGCCCCUCAGCAGCCAGCCAGGCACCCAGUGACCUGGCGGAGCGCAGGGUUGAGGCCAUGACCCUGAGUGACUGCCAGCAGGAGCAGAGCCUGGUCCAGACCGUGACACGUGGGCCACGUGCCUUUCUGAGCCGAGAGGAGGCACAGCGCUUCAUCAAAGAGUGUGGAUUGCUCAACUGCGAGGCUGUGCUGGAGCUGCUGACCCGUCACCUGGACGGGCCCAGCGAGUGCACGCAGAUGAGAGCCCUGGGCGCCAUUGCAUCCCUGGGGUGCACCGACCUGCUCUCCCAGGAGCACAUCCUGCUUCUCACCCGGCCACGGCUACAGCAGCUCAGUGCAGGCAGUCCUGGACCUGUGACCAACAAGGCCACCAAGAUCCUGAGGCACUUUGAAGCCUCCUGCCGACAGCGGACCCCUGCCCGGAGGCCCCCGGCUGAGCCGGGCCCGGCUGCUCUCCACAUGGGCCCCUCAGACCUGCUGACCGACACCAUGCCUUUCGCCGGGGGCCAAGCCUUUCUGCAGCCUAUGAAUCCCACUCUCUUCUCGCUCCAGGGCUCUGCACUCCCCCCUCCCCUGGAUGGCUCUUCCCUCUCAGUCUCCGGGGAUGCUGGGGAGGUGGAGACCAGACUGGUGGGUUCCAGAGAGCAUGGGGCCCCAACUGAGUGGAGCCCGUUGGGCACAGGCUCCCCAAAAGGAGAACCAGAACGUAGCCCAGGGCCCAGCAGCUGCCUGCAGAGCCUGGCAGCCAGUAGCAGCCACAGCUCUUUGUUCGCUGGAAUGGAGCUGGUGGCUUGUCCUCGCCUGGUGGGGGCCGGGACUGCCACAGAAGAGGCCCCCCAACCCCCCUGGACGUUGUCACGGAAGGUGGCAGCCAGAGAGCCUCCUGGCCCAGAGCCGUCAGCUUUCCCAUUUCUUAACUCAUGACCUGGCCAGCCUGAGCUACGCGUGGAGUCCUCGGGGCCUCCGGCCUGUAACUCCCAGGACCCCAUGAUUUUGUGCUGUUCCGUUUGCCCACAGCCCCCAUGUCCCACCAAGGAGUGGUUCCCCUUGGGCGUCUGUGGCCGGCCCUGCUCUCCCUCCAGCUGCUACCCUUCGCUCACAGAGGACGAGGUGCAGGCCACUCACCGAGCCGAUGGAACAGCCACUCGUCAAGCCUGGGUGAUAGGCUGGAGUCUGCGAGGUAGACGGAGCCAGGUGGCACUGCGCAGAGGAGUCUGCGGGGGCCAGCUCCCAACCCAAAGACAGGCUCCCCGUUUUCCUGCAGGAGAAGACGGACCCCCUCACACUGGGCCCUUCUUGUGGGUGUGGUGGCUGCGCAGGGAGAGCCGUGCUGGUUUCUAGGCAGAAUUAGGAGCUGGGUGGCUUGUUCAGAUAGGCAGCUGGGGGCCCGGACUGUUGGGUCUUCUGCUAUGCAGCCAUAUGUGUGGCCCCAUCUGCAAACAGGCCCCUCUCCCCAUGGCCAGGGGGAUGGGCAGGGGGAGCCAUGGGGCAGAAGGCACAGCACGUCCUGCCUAGAGGGGACAGGAGGGGAGGCCUGGCUCCUCAGAGCACACUCACAGGUACCAGGGAGAGGGGCGUCCAGCUCCUCUGUGGGGGACGGGUUAGGAGGAGACUGAGCCCAGGCCAUGGCCCUUGCCAAGCUGCUCCCGUUUCCAGGUGACCACCGAGAGGAGGCUGUGGGACUGCCUCAGUGUCCGCCCCCCCAUGUCUCCCUUACCAGAGGCUAGCCGUUUGGACUUGAAUCCCCGUAGAGCAGGCAGGCUGACAGCAGGGCCUUGGCAGUGUGGACCUCAGGGUCCCCUGGAGACCCACUCCUGCCUCGCAGAAACAAGGCUUUGUGUGGAUUUGGAACUGUUGCCUGGGUCUUUGUUUUUGAGCUCAGAUCGCUGCUCCCGUGGGGGUAUAAGCAGCCGAGCCUCUGUCCGCAGUGCAGAUGACUGAACGCGCCACGUGUGGCCCCCGGAGUUAUGGCUGCUUCCUGCAGACUGCCCGGGGCUCUCACACCACCUGAACGUCCUAAGUAAACGCAAGUGUUUGCACAGA